Molecule: messenger RNA, 1678 nt
Organism: Zerene cesonia (dogface butterfly)
Lineage: Eukaryota; Metazoa; Arthropoda; Insecta; Lepidoptera; Pieridae
Gene: Larp7
Product: la-related protein 7
Exons: 8
Coding region: 95-1666 (523 amino acids)
Biological process (GO): RNA processing
Cellular component (GO): nucleus
Molecular function (GO): mRNA binding
Source: RefSeq, a predicted model, not a curated record
UGAUUGUUUUUCAUUUGGAGGUAACCUAUGAAAAAGUUGCCGUUAGAUAGUAAAAUAUAAAUAUAAUUGAAUUAAGUUUAUUAAGGGAUAUAUAAUGUCGGAAUCAGAAAAUAAUGAUACUGUAGAACAGUCAUCUAAACAUGAGCUUAUUCCAAAGAAGAGAAUUCGUCACCGUAAAAAGCAGUUGUACGAAAACAUUUUGAAACAAAUGGAGUUUUAUUUUAGCGAUGCAAAUCUGAGUAAGGAUAGAUAUUUAGGUGAUCUAGUUGCUGCAGAUCCUUAUGUGCCUCUAACAGAAUUUUUAAAGUUUAAUAAGCUUCGUUCUAUGACUCAAGAAGUAAGUGAUAUCGUAAAAGCUAUGAAAUAUUCCACAUUUUUGGAAUUAUCAGAAGAUAAGCUGAAGGUGAAAAGAAAAACACCUAUGGUUCCAUAUGAUGCAGAUCUCCGAACUGUUUACGUAGAAUCUAUUCCAGUGACAGCCAGUCGGGAUUGGUUGGAACGUGUGUUUUCUGAUUACGGAAAAGUAGCAUACAUAUCUCUGCCCAAGUUUAAAAAUUCAAAUAAGAUAAAAGGCUUUGGAUUUAUAGAAUUUGCAAGGCCUCAAGAUGCACAGAAGUGCAUAAAAGCCUUCACAGAAAUGGGGUGCAAGCUACCAACUUGCAUGCCCCCCGAUGAACUAUCAUCUAUCAAAAUGUUUGCGGCUGAGGAAAAGGACAUAGAGGAAGUGGGGGUGAAGGAAUAUGAACCGCCAAAGAAGAAAUCCAAGAAGAGUAAGGAAAAGAAAGUUAAUAAAGGUCUCGAUUUGAAAUUGGGCUCUGAGUCUGACUGUGAGAGAAGAAUUGAUACACCAACUGAUGAAAUUAAUGCAUCAGUGCCAGCCACUCCGGAUGUCAGUACACCUGACGUAGAAACACCAACUGAGGAAAGUAAAAGCAUAGAAAAAGAAUGCAAAGAUGAAUUAACUAGUCACGACGAAAGCAAAACUGGCGAUGAAACGCCGAGGAAGAAAAAGGCUAAAAAGCGUUCUUUAAAGGAGAAGGGGAAAAAGAACAAUCUUGAUAAAGGUGAAGCUCCCAAAGGGGCUCUUUGGGGCUUACAAGUGCUUGCUAAGUCAGAAUGGAAAAUAUUAAGGAAUAAAUAUUUGAAUCUACAAAGGAAAUAUAUGAAAGAACUCAAGCAGAAUUGGCAGGAAAAACGGAAGUAUACUGGUAUACCGGCACCAGCAGCACCCUCUGUUGAAGUUGAAAAUGCAAGUGGUGUACAAGAAAUGGACCGAACAAAAUCAUUAUUGGAGAAGAUUCCAGGUGUAUUUGUGAAAGAGUCAUUGCCAGAGCCCUGUUUGGAUGUUAAGCUUACUAAACGCACGAUACGAACAAAUAUUCACGUACAACAUGUAGAAGUGAAGGAGGGUCAAACCGAGGCUGUUAUAAGGUUUAAUUCGGCUAAAGCAGCCAAUGAGUAUUGUGCGAAUUCUGGGAACCGAGCACGUGUUUUACUCGGCGCAGAGGAAGAUGAGCAAUGGACACGCGCGGAGAAUGCACUAUCUGCGAAGAGAACUCGUGGCCGCGCUAAACUUUUGGCGCGAACACACGCGCUGUCAAGCACGCCGGCCAUCGCGCCGGCAUCGCCACAGCCCACACAUACUCAUAUUCGUUUUGAUGAAUAAAUACUUCUAGUU